UUAUUUCCACUCUCUCUCUUUCUUUCUCUCUGUCAUCUAUAAACAGAUCAACCCUACCUUGCUCCACAGAGUGUGCGAAUUUUUGAGAUAUUUUUGUGCUGAGAAAUAAUGAAGUGUUGUUUGGUUUUGUGUUGGAUUUGAGAUAGUGAUAGAUCAACUACUAUAUAUAUAUAUAUGGAGAAGGAUAACAUGGAUUUGAAGAAGACUGAGGAUGCUGUUGCUUUUGGAUCCUCAAACGGUUAUUAUAAUAAUCCGUUGUUAUUGUCGAGUGCGUUUGAUUUCAGCUGUGAAGUGGAGAAAAGCUCGUUUAUGGAGUUGCUGGGAGUGCAGGACUACUAUAAUAAUAGUGGUGCUGUGCUUGAUUUACCACAGUUAUCAAAAGCUACAGUUCUUCCUUUUACCACGGUUAACGCUUCUUGUGACGAUACUGCUAAAGAGUGUUCUGAAGUGUUGAACCAGAAGCACCAACCUGCAACUCCAAAUUCGUCUUCGAUUUCGUCCGCGUCGAGCGAAGCUGUCAACGAUGAACACAAUAAAAUUGUAGAACAAGAUGAUGAUGAUAGUGAAGAAGAUGAAGAAGAAGAAGAGCAGCUGAAAGAGACUAAGAAAGAGUUGAAGGCAAAGAAGACAAAGCAGAAGAGACAGAGAGAACCGAGAUUCGCGUUCAUGACGAAAAGCGAGGUCGAUCAUCUGGAAGACGGUUACAGAUGGAGAAAGUACGGUCAAAAGGCUGUCAAAAACAGCCCCUUUCCAAGGAGCUAUUAUCGUUGCACCAGUGCUUCAUGUAAUGUAAAGAAGCGUGUGGAGCGGUCAUUUACUGAUCCAAGCGUUGUGGUAACUACCUAUGAAGGCCAACACAUACAUCCAAGCCCAGUUAUGCCUCGUUCAGCCAUUGCCGGCGUUGGAUCUCCGAUGAUACCGCCGGCUGUCUCCACUCCCAACUUGGGUCCUCUCAUGCCUGGAAACUACAUGUCACACUAUCAUCAGCAUCGCCACCACCACCAACAACUACUAGUGAAUACAUUGUUCUCUUUGGGCAUCCCUUACAACAAUAGCAACAAUAUUGAUAACUCUUCUUUUUCUCAAGACAAUGGGCUUCUUCAAGAUAUUGUUCCUUCACACAUGUUGAAAGAGAAGUAGUUGAGAGAUGCAUUAUGAUAUAUAGAUGUGAUUAGUUAUUAUUUUUAAUUUUAG
Arachis duranensis is the source of this 1194-nucleotide messenger RNA. RefSeq names its product WRKY transcription factor 23. Gene Ontology annotation, biological process: regulation of DNA-templated transcription. The transcript has 3 exons. Gene Ontology annotation, molecular function: DNA-binding transcription factor activity; sequence-specific DNA binding. Bases 175 to 1140 code for a protein of 321 amino acids. Lineage: Eukaryota; Viridiplantae; Streptophyta; Magnoliopsida; Fabales; Fabaceae. The record is from RefSeq and is a predicted model, not a curated record.